GUUGACGCACCCUGAGAGCCCGCUGUUACAGGGACCAUGUCGGCAGCAGCGGUGGACUUCCACUCUCAAAUCGCCUCCAUCAUGGAGGUGCUGGCCAACGCAGCUGUGGCUGAAAUAUGCAAAGUGGUCGACGACGGCUACACGGUGGUACAGUUGGAAGUGUCCCGGAGUCAGAAGGAGAACGAGAUUCUGCGUAAAAAGAUCAAAUUGCUAGAGCUGCAAGUCUCCCGUUACAGAGCAGAGAGGCUGAAGGGAGCGGACGGCUCUGCUGGAAACGGCCGCUUCCCCGGGGUUCGCCUCAACCGCCGGUACAGGGGGUCGUCAGGCCCCUCUGUGCAAGUCAGGACCAGGUUUCUGAAUCAGUCCAUCAUCAUGGACCAAGAUCCCGAUCAGGAGGUUGUUACCGCCACAAAAUCUGAGCCAGUAGAGCUGCUGGUUGACAAGGUGGAGGGGGCAACGGAGGCCGAAGUCCCCAAGAGUGAGGUGCCACCAGUAGCGAUCAUCAGUCCAGAAGGACAAGGAAGCACCAACACCUCUGCUUUCACCACUUCACUUUCAGCUGCUUCUAAGGACAACAGUGCAGAAAGGACACUCUCUUUUAGUACAGUUUCUGCUAAAUCUGACUCUCACAAUAGUGAUAUAUCAAACAUUUUAGGCGUUAGUUCCACCUCCAGGACUAUGAGCUCUACCAUAGCUUCACAGCCUUCAUCAUCAUCAGUGUUAUCUGGCAUUGAGGCAACCGUAGCAGCCCAGCAGCGAGCACAUUUCCGAGUUCAAAAAAGUCAGGAAGCCAGCAUAAUGCACAGCGAGGGUCGGAGAAGGAGCUUCAUUUGCCGAAUAUGUGGCAAAGCCUUCACUGGUCAGUCUAACCUAGAGGCCCAUGAAAGGGUCCACACGGGGGAGAAGCCUUAUCGCUGUGACACUUGUGGCAAACACUUUUCUGAGGCUGGGAAUCUAAAGAAGCACCAGAGGAUCCACAGGGGAGAGAAGCCUUUCCGCUGCUCCACAUGUGGGAAGAUGUUUUCAGAGGCCGGGAAUCUGAAGAAGCACCACCAUGUUCACACCGGGGAGCAACCGUACAGUUGUGGGUUGUGUUAUAAAAGAUUCACCUGGAUAAGAAACCUCAAAACACAUCAGCAAAAGAAUCAUCCUGAGUUUCAGGGCAUAGACGUCACAGAGGAACUGAAACAAACUGUCAAUUUUUAUGACUGGACCAUGUCGGCAGCAGCGGCGGACUUCCACUCUCAAAUCGCCUCCAUCAUGGAGGUGCUGGCCAACGCAGCUGUGGCUGAAAUAUGCAAAGUGGUCGACGACGGCUACACGGUGGUACAGUUGGAAGUGUCCCGGAGUCAGAAGGAGAACGAGAACAGAAUCAAAUUGCUAGAACUGCACGUCUCCCGUUACAGAGCAGAGAGGCUGAAGGGAGCGGACGGCUCUGCUGGAUACGGCCGCUUCCCCGCGAUUCGCCUCAACCGCCAGAACAGGGAGUCGUCGGGCGCCUCUGUGCAAGUCAGGACCAGGUUUCUGAAUCGAGCACCAACUACUCAGAUAUCUGUGCAGAAGAAUCAGUCCAUCAUUGUGGAUCAAGAUCCGGAUCAGGAGGUUGUUACCACCACGAAAUCUGAGCCAGCAGAGGCAGAGGCGGAGCUGCUAAUUGUCAAGGUGGAGGGGGCAACGGAGGUUGAAGUCCCCGUGAGUGAGGUGCCACCAGUCGCGAUCACCAGUCCAGAAGGACAAGGACGCACCAACACCUCUGCUGUCACCACUUCACCUUCGGCUGCUUCUAAGGACAACAGUGGCGACCAGCCGGCACUCAGCAACGUAAUGGAGGUCAGUGGAUCUGACGCCAUCACCUUUGUUGUGGGCAAAACAGCUGAAAGUGAGAGCAGCCAUCAGCUGAUGGGAAUUGAUGUCAGAGCAGGGGACAGUGAUGGGACAGUACACAGUGACACAUCAGCUUCUGGCGAUUACACAGCAGGUAGCAGGAACGCUAAAGUCGCCACAUUAGACACCUCCAAGCCUGUCAAGUCAGAGGUGAUAGUAAUCGAUGGGGAUGGGGCAUCGGAGGAAAAGGAAUGCGAGUGGUCACAUGCAGAGCAGUUAAGCAGAGAAGCAGGCAGAGGUAGCAACGACAGCGCAAGGCAGAAAACGGGAAGACGAAGAGCAGCGCUUCUUUCUGGUGACUCGUUAGGAACCUCUAUUGGUGGAGCUUCUUUCAGCAUCAACUCUGCCAGUGACACUCAUGGCUGCCCCAGGAGUUUGUCCAACAACGACCACCAGAACUCAUUCAAUAGUAGCAGCAUCUUCGCUCAGCCUUAUCCCUACCACUCUGCCACCACAGACCGCCCACACGGCUGCACCCUUUGUAGGAAACAGUUCUCAUCAGAGUUGGACCUCCGAAAGCACCUGGCCAGGCACAGCAGAAUAAGGCCGUACACCUGCAACCUGUGUGGCAAGAGCUUUGUGUGCCAGAGUCAGCUGGAAAUCCAUGGAAACGUUCACACCGGAGAGAGACCCUUCAUCUGCUCCUUCUGCAACCGACACUUCUCCCACCCCAGCAACCUCAGGAGACACGAGAAAAUCAAGCACGGAGUGCCAAGAAUUUUUGGUGCUGAGUUGGCAAUACGUUUCAUUGGACUGAAAAACAGAGGCAGUCCUGAGGACUCCAAGGAAAAGAUUCUUAAAAUGCAAGACUCACUAAGUGCCGUCUCUGAAAAAAACAAGCCUCCCUCUGUCGUGAUGGAGAGCAAUCCUGCUGAUGAUGUGAAGCCAUCUUGUUUUAUGUAUGCAGUAGAGAGCGGAGAAGGAAGUUUCUUGCCCUGUCAUCCAACGUUGACAACUGCCUCCUCUGGCUUCCCUGCUGUUCCGAAUAUCCUCCAGGACGACAUCAGUCGGUCAAGGCAGAGGUUCGAAAGAGACAUUGCCUUGGUCUCCUCAGGGACACUUGGGCUGGCAGAUGAAUCCAGAGGGUUGUUGUCAAAUGGAAAGGACCAAAGUGUUGGCGUAGACGAAGUGAUGCCUCCAAGCAGUGUGACGUCCCAGUAUCAGCCCUUGAUGUUUGUUCAGAACAAAGCUACUCCUAGUGAAGCCUACGAUGGUAGAAAUCAGACACUGACAUUUAAUGAACCACCUGCUCCUCUGGCCAAAGUAAAUUCCCAGCAGGUGCACAACUCAUGGUCUGAAAUGGGACAAACUGAUGGUGCCCACUUCUCUGGUAAAAGUCAAUAUCUAGACUCUGGUCUGACAGACACACUACGAAGCCAUCAGCAGCAGCAGCCGCAGCUGCAGCUGCAGCAGUCACAACAUUCUUUACCCUUUGUCUGCACCUUCUGCCUGCGUCGCUUCGCCCACCAAUGCCAACUUCGCAUCCACAAGCGAAUCCACACCGGAGAGAAGCCCCAUCAGUGUGGCCAGUGCGGCAAGAGCUUUGGCCAGUUUUCCAGCCUGAAACGCCACCAGAUGGUCCAUACUGGGGAAAGGCCGUUUCCCUGUCCCCACUGUAGCAAGCAGUUCUCUACCUCUGCCAACCUGAAGGUCCACCAGAGUGUCCACACCGGGGAGAGAAGGUUCAAGUGCUCCAAGUGCAGCAAAACCUUCUCCUUCCUUAGCAACCUGAUCAGGCAUCAGGCGAUCCACACACAGAAAGACAACGUUGUUGAUCUGCAGCAGCACAGACACAUAGACCGACACCCGAGCAUUGUCGCGGGAAUCGGUCCGUGUAUACACACACUGUCCGGGCUGGGGAUGAUGGCGGACUGCGUCGGCUUCCAGGCGCAGAUCGCCUCCAUCAUAGAGAUCCUGGCCAACUCUGCCGUGGCAGAGAUCUGUAAGCUGGUGGAGGAUGGAUACGCGGCGAUACGGGCGCAGAUGGAACAGGAGCGAGACAACAGCGAGAAGGAGAAGGAGGUGCUGCGGCAGAAGUUACGGGAGGUGGAGCUGAGGAUGAGGAGCUGUGAGAGGAAGAUGAAGAGGCGCAUGCACCGGGAUGAGAUGAGCGGAGGGACGUUAAGACAGUGUCCAGGUAAAACACCUGUUGACCAUCAGUCUGUGGUGUCGUCUCCUCGUGCCGCCACCAAAGAUAAACUGUUGGAACAUCACAUCUCACGGGAGGAAACACAGAUUCUGCCUCUGGUGAAGCAGGAGAACAUUGAGAAUGACAACUGCAACCUGGACCUCAAGUUGGAGGUGAACAUUCGGGCAGAGUGUGGCUUUACCUCUGCAAUGGAACAUAAUCGAGACUCGGCUCCUCUCAGUGAAGGGGGUGACACCAGUGUUUCACACGUCUCCACAGCACCCACCCCUUCUUCUGCCAACGACAGCACAAUGGACCUAACAUGCCGUCCUCGAGCAAAACGUAAACCCACAAAGCCCUUAGGCAACAGCGUGGUGGGCGCCGUCUGUGAGACCACUCAUAGGGAACUCGGGGGGAGUCUAAAUAAUGGAGGCCCUAACUCAGAAAAUGAGACCGAGAAUGUUGCAGAAGAAGAACUCCAUCCCUCACAGUUUUCAGCAACUGUAGCAUCAGACGAGCCAAGCCCUGAACAUCUCAACAGUCUGGGCCUGGACCUGGCCUGGAUGCAGGAGAGGGUCAGCCAUCUUGGUGCAGCGUAUGCAGUAGCGCAGUUGGGUUUGGGAAGCACUGAACCUGGACACUCCUCCACUUCUUUUCCCUCAGAGGCCGGCGGAGACAGCUUAGAUAGUCCCUCGACGAUGCUUUUCACAAGUGCCAACGAAAUGGCAGCCUUUGCCGCCUCCUUUGAUAUGGCCGCCGCCACUGCCAUCAUAACUGCGCCGCCUCCCCCUACUGCUGCCUCUGCCAACACAACCGCCCAGAGGCGGCCCUACAGGAGCAGAGCCACUGCUGCCGCUGUAAAAGAGCCCGCAGUUUGCCCCGUGUGCGGUCGUCUCUUCCCGACAGCAGCUGCUCUGGAGCUACAUCAUCGGCUGCACACAGAGGACAGACCCUACACCUGUCCCCACUGCGGGAAAGGCUUUGCCCAGCCCAACAACCUGCGGGUCCACCUUCUCAUCCACACCGGAGAGAGGCGUUACAGAUGCACCCUGUGCGGGAAGAGCUUCAUCUCGUCCAGCCAUCUCAAGAGGCACCGCACUGUCCACACCCAGGAAAAACCCUACAGCUGUUCACGCUGCGGACAGGCCUUCAGUCAGAUGUGUAGCGUUCGCAGACACCGCCAGCAGUCUCAGUGUGGAGUAUAGACUGACCGUAGGGGGACGUUUGUGUAAUCAAAUUUUGAAUCUGAUUAGGGUAAACCAUUGGAAGGAAUCGUCUGGAUUAAACUCUCAACGUGCACCCGGGUGCGCUCAGAUUUUUGCGCGUGCAAGGGUCCAUAUCGACCUUAUACGACUGCCCAGCGUCUGUGACAACUCGUACUAUUAGUGCCAACCAUUAUUGCUCUAUGUAGCACAACACGUUCCAGUCAGACCUUUAUUAUGGCGAUAAAGGACAUCCGCUGAAAGAGAUCAAGCAGUAGCAACAUCCGUACAACUUUAAACAUCCUAUACUGUAAGUGGUGGUAGGGCAAUGCAAGGUAUCAU
Molecule: messenger RNA, 5556 nt
Organism: Cynoglossus semilaevis (tongue sole)
Lineage: Eukaryota; Metazoa; Chordata; Actinopteri; Pleuronectiformes; Cynoglossidae
Exons: 14
Coding region: 37-5217 (1726 amino acids)
Biological process (GO): regulation of transcription by RNA polymerase II
Cellular component (GO): nucleus
Molecular function (GO): DNA-binding transcription factor activity, RNA polymerase II-specific
Source: RefSeq, a predicted model, not a curated record